Messenger RNA from Caenorhabditis bovis, 444 nucleotides. The record is from the annotation of a GenBank genome assembly. NCBI's taxonomy places the organism in Eukaryota, Metazoa, Nematoda, Chromadorea, Rhabditida, Rhabditidae.
AUGCGCGAGGUCCUUACUGCUGCGUCAAGAGCUCUUCAGACAUUGGCGACUGUUCGAAUCACCCUUAAGUUAAUCGAGCGACUUGUUCGUCGAAAGGGCUCAAAUGCACCGGUCAAUGAGAAAGAAAGUGUUACCAUGAAGGAAUGGAAGAAGAAAAAUAAAAAAGAUGAGAGCUCUGUAAAGAGUUCCGACGUGCAAUUCUAUCUCUAUUGUCAUGCUCUCUACCUGGAAGUCCGUGCUGCUGCGCUCAACCUCAACAAGUCUCUUCAGCCGCUAAUGGAUGAAGUUGGAUCGGAGGCUUUACUUCCGAAAAGUGUUGCUGAGGAUUUGGGACAGACGCGCGUUGUUCUUACUGAUUGUCUUCCAAUCAUCGAUUCGAGAAUUCGUCGUUCUUAUGUAAUGGCCAUCGAAGAUAUGCAAACCACAAUUUGCUCAAGAUUUUAA